Cercopithifilaria johnstoni is the source of this 3024-nucleotide messenger RNA. The record is from the annotation of a GenBank genome assembly. NCBI's taxonomy places the organism in Eukaryota, Metazoa, Nematoda, Chromadorea, Rhabditida, Onchocercidae.
AUGUCCAGUAACAAGGUCGCCGUUCGAAAGAGUGGACAGAAACGGAGGCGAGAGGAAGAUGACUCCACUUCGGUACAGGAUGAAGAAGAUAGUCGAAGCGGACUCACAAUGGUUACCAUACCAAAAGGAAAGGAAAAAGAUGUGGAAUAUUCUGCACCAAAGUCACAAAAAUUGACAGAUUUGGAUGAAGAAGGUAUUAAGGAAGGAGAGGAUGGUAACGUCAUCGAACAAACGCAUUAUAUUAUCAUACCAUCGUAUGCAGCAUGGUUUGAUUACAAUGCUAUUCAUCAAAUCGAAAAACGUGGAGUGCCUGAAUUUUUUAAUGGACGAAACAAGAGCAAAUCACCAGAAGUUUAUAUGGCUUAUCGCAAUUUCAUGAUUGACACAUAUCGUUUGAAUCCUUUUGAAUAUUUAUCAUCUACGGCAUGCCGAAGAAAUCUUGGUGGUGAUGUAUGCUCCAUACUACGAGUGCAUUCAUUUUUGGAACAGUGGGGUCUUAUAAACUACCAAGUUGAUUCGGAAGCACGUCCAGCACCAGUAGCACCGCCUUGUACUUCUCAUUUUAUGGUAUUGGCGGACACACCGAUAGGCAUUCAACCUAUACAACCAACUCUGAAUCUCUCUCAGAGUGAUGAAGCAAAAAAAAGCAAAGAGAAAAAAGAAAAAGUUAAAGAGAAAGAUGAUGAAAAUACAAAAGACGAGGGUAAUGUAGCGAUUAAAAUUGAAAAACUAGGUGAUGCUGGUUUGAAAACUGAUAUGUAUGCAAAACAUCUUGCCACGAUGAAGAUGCGAGGGGCAGCUCCAAACAGAGAUUGGACUGAUCAGGAAACACUGUUGCUACUGGAAGGUUUAGAAAUGUUCAAAGAUGAUUGGAACAAAGUUGCCGAUCAUGUUGGAUCUCGCACACAAGAUGAAUGUAUCAUGCGGUUUUUGCAAUUGCCUAUCCAGGAUCCAUAUCUAGAAGAAGGGGGUGCCGAAGCAGAAGUUUUGGGCCCUCUAGCUUAUCAGCCAAUGGCCUUCAGCCAAUCAGGUAAUCCGAUAAUGUCGACGGUAGCAUUCCUCGCAUCCGUUGUCGACCCACGUGUUGCAUCCAAAGCUGCAAAAGCUGCAUUAGAAGAAUUCGCGAAAAUGAAAGAGGAAGUGCCUCCGCUGGUUGCCGAAGCGCAUGCCCUCAACGUAGAAGCAGCAUCAGCAGGUGGUAAGAUUGACGGCAGUGCAGGCCUGAGCGUUUCUGGAAUUGCUGAUGACAGAACCGACAAAGAUAAAGGACCAGAACCAAUGGAAGUUCAGUCUGAAGAAAUGAAAAGUUGUUCUUCAGAAGGAAGCAAAGAAGCUGUCGAAUCAAAUGAUAAGCAGAAGGAUGAUAAUAAAAGUAAAGUUUCAGAAACAGUGCAGGCAGCAGCUGCUGCAGCACUUGCUGCAGCUGCGGUUAAAGCAAAGCAUCUAGCUGCAAUAGAAGAAAGACGCAUCAAGUCAUUGGUCGCCCAAUUAGUUGAAACACAAAUGAAGAAAUUGGAAAUGAAGCUACGUCACUUUGAUGAACUUGAAGCAAUAAUGGAUAAAGAGCGAGAAGCGCUUGAAUACCAACGGCAGCAACUAAUUCUGGAACGACAGUCUUUUCACAUGGAUCAAUUACGUUAUCUUGAGCAACGUGCUAAACAUGAAGCACAGUCAAAACUUGUUGCUGGCGGUCAGCUAUCGCCAAGCUUCUUACCACCUGGUUUUGAAGUUAGCAGUCCAACUCAGGAAGUCGAAAUGUUAGGUCAGCUACCGCCAGACUUCGAAGUUAGCAGUCCACCUGAGCAUAUCGAAAUUUUAGGUCAACUAACGCCAUGCUUACCACCUGGUUUUGAAGUUAGUGGUUCACUUCAGGAACUCGAAAUGUUAGGUCAGCUACCGCCAAGCUUACCACCUGGCUUCGAACUUAUCUGUCUACCCCAGAAAAUCGAAAUUUUAGGUCAACUACCGCCAAGCUUACCACCUGGUUUUGAAGUUAGUGGUCCACCUCAACCGCAGCAGCAAGUGCAAGUACCUGCACAUUCUGUGGGUGUUUCAACGUCCUCUGUGUCAUCCACUUGUCCAUCAGCUAUAGGUCUUUCAUCAGUGCAAGCACAAUUGCCUCAUGAUAGCGUUCAAAAAAUGGAUACCUCAGAGACCGCUACUAUGCCUCAAGUAUCGCAGGCACUUGUUCCAGCUUCUUCUGUGGUUACACCGCAAACAAGUAUUACUGCUGUACCAUUGCAACCAAGCAUGACUGCAGUACCAUCUCAGACAGUCAUGUCUGCAGUACCAUCACAACCAAAUAUGACUACAAUACCAUCACAGGUGCAACAACAGCAACAAACUCAGCAACACCCACAAACCCAACAACACCCUCAAGCUCAGCAACCCCAGCAACCUACCCAGACUAUACAGCAGCCACCUCAGCAGCUAAGCUCUACAACUGGUACAAUGAAUGUCCCUCAAGCGAUGGCUGUGCAGCCACAACAGCAUAUGCCACCACAGCAGCAGCAACAAGCUCCGCCAUCUCAGCAACAGUAUCAGCAAGCUCCAGUCCCACCUCAGCAACAGCCACCACCUCAGCAGCAACCUUAUCCUCCUCAGGGCGGUUAUCAACCACAGCAACAAUAUCCACAAUAUGCACAGAAUACUUCGCCACAGCAGUAUCCUCCACAAGGUUAUCAAAAUGCGCCAUCACAAGGAUAUUACGGGCAACCUGGAGCUCGACCGCCUUAUCCGCAGCAAUACGCACAGCGACCGCCUUAUCAGCAAUCAAUGCAGGCGUAUGGGCAACCAGUGCGACCAAGUUUUCCGCCGACGUCGGUAGCAGCUCCACCACCAGGUCAAAGUUAUGGCUAUCCUCAAGGCUACCCGCCACAAGGACCACAGUAUGCACCACCCGGUGGUUACGCGCAUCCGCAAGGGCAACAAGCACCUCCGCCGACUUCAAUUCCUCAAUCAGUAGAGUCAUCGGAUGCUGCUACGCCGCCUAUGCAUCAGGGAACACCAUCCAAUCAGCAAUAA